Molecule: messenger RNA, 2143 nt
Organism: Patiria miniata (bat star)
Lineage: Eukaryota; Metazoa; Echinodermata; Asteroidea; Valvatida; Asterinidae
Gene: ddhd1
Product: phospholipase DDHD1-like
Exons: 11
Coding region: 182-2143 (653 amino acids)
Cellular component (GO): cytoplasm
Molecular function (GO): glycerophospholipase activity; metal ion binding
Source: RefSeq, a predicted model, not a curated record
AGUAAUGUGACACAGAAGUCACGCGGGCAACGAAGCGUAACCAAAAAACAGCCUUUUGUAGAGCUUGUAAAAAUAAACCCGAUAUGUAACGCAUCUGUAGCCACUGGGUUAAGUUUUACUUCAGUUGUUGAAACUGCAAUAGCAAACAGAAGCAGUGAGUGCAGAUAAAUCACAGCAUGAAAUGAAUUUCCCAACAUCUGGCGACUCAUUUGAGAGCGCGUACUCCGGAAACGGCGCAGUGGAUGAGCAGAACCUGGGCUUCAGCUUCGGCAUCAUGCACCAGGCAAUGGAGCACGAGGAUAAUGUCAUGCCAGACGAAUACCAAAGACCACCCCCGUAUAAUCCCUUCAUCCCCCAAGAUGAUCAGAACAGCUCCCCAUCCAGCAACGAGCACAGGUCGGUCGACAACGGUGAUGACGCCUCCAAAUCGAGGAAGAAACCACCGCCACCGCGUCCCCCACCCCCAAGGAGCACCAAGAGCAAAGAGGAAGAUGUCGUUCAGAAGCUCAAAGUCAACAAAGUCCGAUGGUUCUACAAGGACGACUCCAACAAGAAGUGGGUGCCGUUUAUCGGCUACGACUCGUGCCAGUUGGAGUGGAAGUACAGGAAGAUCCAUUAUGAGCAGGGGGAGGUCGGCGAGGUGGAUGCUGAGAGAGUCUUGGUCCGUGGAGGGCUGUAUGAAGUGGAUAUCUUAGAGAAGAAGUGUCUGUCUCUCUAUUGGUCAGAUGAGAAAGUUGAUGUCAUGCGAGGAACCUGGUUCUACUACGCCAACUCAGAACCACUGGAGGAAGGUAUCGCUACCCAGAUAGAGACGGAGCAUUUUGCUGAGUUUGGAGGGCAGAAAAUUACCGAGGAAACACAACCGAAGAAGGGACCCAAGCAAGUGUUGAAGCAGCUGCGAUUUAGAGAUCAACAUGUUGAUUGGAAUAGCAUCCGAGAUGUCUUUAUAUACAGCAACUCAACUAGCUCAAGGAUCGCACGAUCCAUCGGCACAACCAUUGGCUUCUCCAAAGCCUCUACCAGCGGGUAUCGCAUCGUUCGUGGCUAUCAUGAGGAGGCGUCGUUGGAUGACAAGCCACCACCAAUCAGUCAUCUGGUCUUUGUAGUCCACGGUGUCGGCCAGAUCAUGGAUAGGAGUAGCAUUAUCAAGAGCUGUUCAGAUUUGCGCAAAGGAGCAGACAAAACAAUCAACAAACAUUUCCCUGACUUGACAGGCCCGGCCUGCACCAAACGCAUCGAGUACCUCCCUGUGGAGUGGAGAUCGUCGCUGAGUUUAGAUAGCGGUGUCGUCUCUGCCAUAACGCCACAGAAACUCAAAGGGUUACGCCACGUCCUCAACAGUACUGGAAUGGAUAUAUUGUACUAUACCAGCCCGUUGUACAGAUCUGAGAUUGUGAAAGGCCUACACCUCCAGUUAUGUCGUCUGUACUCCCUUUUCUGCUCUCGUAACCCGGGUUUUGAACCAAAUGGAGGCAAAGUCUCCAUCUUUGCCCACUCCCUGGGUAGUGUCAUAGUGUAUGACAUUCUGACGGGCUGGAACCCUAUCCACCUGUAUGAUCAGUACUUGAAUCACGAGCAAGGGAGCCACCCUGAUUUGGACUCUGUCAGCGAUCACCAUCAGGAGUUGGCCACGGAGCUUAAUGAGGCGCGAAAAAAGGUUGCAGAGUUAGAGGAUAAACUCUUGGCAACUAACCAAGUGGCUGUCAGCAUCAAAUCUCCAAAACUAGACUUCCAGAUUGACAGUUUUUUCUGUGUGGGUUCCCCUCUCGCUGUCUUCCUUGUCAUGAGAGGUUACCGUGCCCAAGGCAAUGGUUCCAUCAGCCACAUCAUUCCCAAGUCCAUCUGUAAACGAAUCUUCAACAUUUACCACCCUGCCGAUCCAGUUGCCUACCGUCUGGAGCCCCUGAUGCUGAAACACUACUCCACCAUUAACCCGCUACACAUCCACCGAGCCGACUCCCCCAAGCAGACCCCCUACGACCAGAUGAAAGCCACCGCGUUCCCCACCAGUCGUGCAUCACCGGAAGAGUUGACCAGCACAGACACGGGGUCAUCGAAUCAAGGGUCUCCCCCAUCGGGCGCAAGUGCAAAUACAGUAGUGGACAAGAAGAAGGAUAGGACAACGCUACUGUUGACAAGCUAG